Populus nigra (black poplar) is the source of this 3700-nucleotide messenger RNA. RefSeq lists its product as uncharacterized. The transcript has 2 exons. NCBI's taxonomy places the organism in Eukaryota, Viridiplantae, Streptophyta, Magnoliopsida, Malpighiales, Salicaceae. The coding region runs from base 366 to 3401 and encodes 1011 amino acids. The record is from RefSeq and is a predicted model, not a curated record.
GAGAAAAAAAAAACACAAACUCGAAGAACAACAAACUCUUUUGCCCUCUGCUCUCUUUUCUCUCUCAGGUAACCUCAAAGAGAACACCAAUACGAGGGUUUUAUGCUCGAAACCUAAAAGUCACAGACAGAACACUUCAGUUUUAGAGAGAAAAGGUGAAAAGGAGAGAUUUCUUUAGAGAGAGAACCACACAAAAGUUUUCGAGCGCUGACGCUGUUUCACUCCCCAGCUAGGGUUUUCGUAUUGAUUUAUUAUAAAGGGUGUCCUGUAAAUAGUUCUGAAAGCCACUGUGGUUCUUGAUAGAAAAGAGCAGAUUAUUAAGCCACAAGGACUUCUUCAAUGCUUGGAGGUACAUUUAAAUCAGUAUGACACUUGAAGAUUUCUUUACCCUGACUGAGAUGAAGGAUGGGCUCACAGCCCCUUCACGAGUCCAUGAGUUGGUUGCUGUAAUGCAGAAAGAGAAACAUGGUGUUUUGAAUAAUGUUGGAGAUUCAACCAGGCAAUGGGCUGCUGUUGCAAGCACAAUUGCUGCUACAGAGAAUAAAGAUUGUCUUGAUCUUUUUGUUAACUUAAAUGGACUAUUGUUUAUUGAUAGAUGGUUAACGACUGCUCAGAAGUUCAGUAAUGAAACAAGUGAAGGCUCUGUAGAAGAGUCAAUUACUGCCUUAUUAAGGGCUCUGGAAAAGCUGCAAAUAGACAAGGAGAGGUCCAUUUCUUCAGGGGUCUGGGGCACUGUUAAUAAUCUUCUUGACCACAGUAGUUCUCGGGUUCAGGAUAGGGCAAGGGCAUUGUUUGAUAGCUGGAAGCCUGGCGAGGUUAGUGAUGCAAUUCACCAUGAUGUUCAGAGUGUUGGGGCAUUUGAUGAUGUUAGAAUGAAUGACAGCGAGACUGGAAAAACUGAAUGUGUUGCUGUCAAAGUUCCUCUUUCAAAUGGAAGUGCUGAUGUAGAAAAUAACGCUGCAGAACAAACUGGGGAUGAAAGUUUGCAAUCAAGAAACUCAAAUUGUCUUCAAGCAGAAAGCGUGCAGGAUGUACUGAUUCAAACUAAUGAUUGUGAUCAUCAAAUUUUAGACCAUAGAAAUUUGGAGGAUAGAACGCAAGUUCCUCUUACUGCUGCUGUGGAUAGAUCAUUAGAUCCUGUUAACACCUCUGUUGUGUCAAAAUCUGAUCAAGAAAGCCUGUCACUGAAAGAAAAGUCCCCAGUAAGUAGUGCUGUGGAAGAGAAUGUUUCCACUGAGCCAGAUUCAGAAGCUCCAAAGAUGCUCACUGACAAAUCAGCCUCUUCUAGCAAAGUGGAACCUGGAGCUAUUUCCUCGAGCAAUGUUGCUGCAAUUGCUGAGGAAAUUGUGUCAGAAUCUGCUUUGCAAAAUAAUGUUGAUGCCAAAGAGGAUAAUUGCUGUACAAGUACAAGUGGAUCCAGUGUUGUGGCAAUACCCGUAUCUACAUCAAAAAUUGGGACAGAUGAAGUGGAGAAUAGAGAUCAAUGUCAAACACCUAUAUUUAACUCCGGUGCUGAAGAUGGUGAAUUUUCUCCUGACCCUCCACAGCACUUGGCUGGCAACAAGAGCCCAUUGGAAAAACCUGACAAGUUUGGGAGUCUGUUUUCACGGAUGGAAGAUGUUGGUGCCAGUGAUGAUGAUAGAGAACAUAGCAGUGACAGGGCUGAGGAUAAUUCUGAUUUCUCUAAACCAACCACAGAUAAAUGUAGUCCGGAUUUGAUUGGCAGAAGAAGAUCUGAUAUUGAGCUUGAGUAUGGCAUGGUUGAUGCUCUUGAAGUUGCUCGACAAGUUGCUCAAGAAGUGGAGAGAGAAGUUGGAGAUUACAGAGAACAAUCCUGCAGCUCGUCUUCUGAGAAAAUCUUGGAAAGUGGUAUUAAGCAGCCAGGUAGCCCAGAUUCCAUAAAUGGAGAGCGGGACCUAUCCACUGAGAUCCCUCCGGAAAAUGUGCCAACUAGACUGAAUCAGUCUUCUGAGACGUGUGCUGAGCAAGAGGGGCGCUUAAUUGAUUCAAGUAAUCUGGAAAAUGAAACAGAGAAUGGCAUGCAUGACCUGGAGUCUUCUCAGGUUACUGAAGUGGCUCAAGAACCAGAAGUUAAUACAGAGAAAGGCCUGUGUGAUUUUGAUUUGAAUGAAGAAGUCUGUUCCGAUGAUAUGGUUCUUCCUAUGAAUACAUCCCCCGCCCUGAUUUCCAUUGUUUCGGCUUCAAGGCCUGCAGCAGCUUCUGGAUCGCCUGCAGCUCCUUUGCAGUUUGAGGGAAAUCUUGGAUGGAGAGGUUCUGCAGCUACUAGUGCUUUUCGUCCAGCUUCCCCACGCAAGACUUCUGACGGGGACAAGACUGUUGAGACUGUUGAGGCUGGGGGAAGCAGCAAUUGUUCAAAACAAAGGCAGGUGUGCCUUGAUAUUGAUCUCAAUGUGGCCGAGGGUGGAGAGGAGAAGGUUGUGGAUUUAAUUUCUUCAAGACAAAUUCCAGUCUCAUCAGGCUUCCAUUCUGGGGAAUCUUCUUUAGAAGUGGGCUCGAGAAGACCAGAGAGGCCCAACCUGGAUUUAAAUCGUACCAGUGAUGAUGGUGAUGCUUCACUGACUGAUCUGAGAAUGGAGGGGCAGCUAUUUUACCCACGGAACGGCCAUCGUAGUCCAUCUCCUGCUUCUUCAUCUUCUUCAAUGCAGCCUUCUCUGAGGAACUUUGAUUUAAAUGAUAGACCUUUCUUUCAUAAUGACUCUUUGGAUCACGGGCUGUAUCAUAGCAAGUCCUCCCAAACUGCAAGUGUUUUUGGAGGAUCUAAACUAGGUGAUCCUGUUAUUUCUAUCAUGGGUACUAGAGUGGAAGUGGGCAAUCGAACGGAAGUUGUCAAAAAAGAUUUCAUUCCGCAGGCUCCGUCCCUGCCAAACAGCAAGCCUCUGGAACCUGUAAUGGGUGCUAAUCUUGCAAGAAUGGGAGGUGUUUUGGGUAUGGUUCCCGCUCUGUCAUACACUCAUGCUCCUGUUUUUGGGUACAGUGCAUUGCCAACAGCACCCGCCAUAUCCAUUCCUUCAGCUAUGUAUGGUUCUGCUGGCUCCAUCCCUUAUAUGAUGGAUUCAAGGGGAACCCCUGUCAUGCCUCAAAUAAUGGGCUCUGCACCAUCUGUUCCUCCUUACUCCCAGCAACCAUUCAUAAUGAGUAUGAGUGGUGCACCCCUGAGUUUAAAUGGCGCUGGGCCCUCACGGCCUAGCUUUGACUUAAAUUCUGGUUUUGCAAUGGAUGGAGGAAGCACGGGUGGUUUGUGCCAGCUGUUCAUGCCUGGCCAAGGCAGCUCACAACCUUCUUCAAGCACUGGAGCGGGUGGGAAAAGGAAGGAACCAGAUAGUGGGUGGGAACAUGCCUACUCGUUACAAUAUAAGCAUCCGCAACCCCCAUGGAGAUAGAAACUUCCAAAAUUGUCAGUGUGCCCACUAUUGGAACCAGUUUGAUUAAGUCUCUGAUGUAAGCUGAUUAGCCUAAGUGAGGAAAGCAAAAUAAAAUUGGGGGCAAAUGUUAAUGUAAAAUGAUUCAUGAGAUUAAUUGCCGAAGGAGGAAAAGUAAAGGAAGAUUAGGUUUUUUAUUUGUUUUUGUUUUGUUUAGUUUCUUCCGUUUCUGUGUUUCAAAGAAAGCAAUUUCAAUCAUAGAAGCUUGGUACAUGUAGCUGUAAUUUAUCUUCGUCAUAUAGCACAGAAAUUUAAAGGAA